Molecule: messenger RNA, 1056 nt
Organism: Sphaeroforma arctica JP610
Lineage: Eukaryota; Ichthyosporea; Ichthyophonida
Exons: 6
Coding region: 1-1056 (351 amino acids)
Molecular function (GO): calcium ion binding
Source: RefSeq, a predicted model, not a curated record
AUGCGCCAACUCAUUUCGACCACAGAGAUUGACGAAUGCCUCGAGAGCGAGCACAAUUGUCGUCUAGAUACUGAGUGUUUUAACACGCCUGGCAGCUUCACGUGCGCCUGCGAUGAGGGCUACAUUGGAAACGGCACAGUGUGCGAAGAUAUCGACGAUGCCUCGAGGAAGACCACGGUUGUAAUCCAGAUGCUGAGUGUUUCAGCACACCUGGCAGCUUCGCAUGCGCCUGCGAUGAGGGCUAUAUUGGCAACGGCACAAGCCACAGUUGAUCCAGAGCCAUGCGAAAUCUUGGAUUUAGAGUGUGAUAGUCAGGCGCAAUGCUUGUUUACGGGCGUGGGAUAUGAUUGUGUGUGCAAUGAAGGCUUCUUUGGGAACGUCACGGCAUGCAAGGGACCGAAAGACGAGUGCAAAGCCAGCGGUCAAGAUUGUGACAUCAACGCUGAGUGUUUGGAUGUAGGCGGAAGUUUCAUGUGCACAUGCCAAGAAGGGUUCAUUGGGAAUAGCAUGUCGUGUACAGAUUGCGAGACUGCUACAGAUAUCCCCUAUUGCGCAAAGUGCAGAUCGUCUCAGGACACGACACCUGUUUGCGAGGUGUGCAACACAGGAUUCUUCGUAGCUACGAAUGUGACAUACACCGCCUUACACCGAGCACCGGGAGCAGGAGAAGAUCGAAAAGCAAGCGGCGGACAAUCAGGAGUGCAGACACAGGCGGAGACAACGCGGGGCAAACAAGGUGUGUACAAUACCUUCGCUCGAGCCGCACGGGCCACUUCAAAUCGCGCCUGUGUCCAUCCGCUGGAAAACAUAGAGUUCGCCCUGACCAACAGCGACGAGUACAGUCUAGACAUUAAUUGCCAGUGCAACGGCAAGACGCCGACCGCCGAGGACGAGCGCUGUCUUGUCUCUGGCAACACUGUGGUGUUCCCUGUGCCGAAGGUCACAGGUGAAUACAGGUGCGAGAUGGUAGCCGUCGCUGGGUGUAACAUCAAGCCAGGCCAGAUCCAUAGGUUGGGAGGCAUAUACAAAAUAACAGUCUGCGAGGUCACUGAGUAG